AAAUAUACGUACCCCGAGGCGUUAUAUAUGUGGGCUAAAACAAGGUAAACGCAGAAAGAAUGGAAAAACGUUAAACUUGUGUUUUGAUUUUCCAAACCGGAAGUUCUAGCGUACAUGGGGCCCGUACAUGCGACUUCCGGAUCCGGUAAGAACGAAUCAAACAUCUUCGAACAUCUUCAAACUUUUCUCCUAAAGACAAAGAGCAAAGAACAACAUAAUCACAGUAAACCGACAUCGCUAAAUAUAGAUAUAACAGAAUGUAUAUGGAGGGAUUCCCAUUAUCCGUGGACUCUCCUUCCAAAGAUAGCAAUGAGAGUAUACAAAGUAGACUCGAUAGUAGGAAGAGAAAUCAUGGCUGAUGAUGUGCCUCUUGAGUCAGAAAGAUCAGGGGCAUCAGAGAGAUCAUUAAAGACAGAGGAUCAAGUAUUUACUUGUAAGUUCACAGGCAGACAGAGUACAGUUUCAGUUGGAAGAGAAAAAAUUGAUAUUGUGGAGUGUGCUGAUGUAAAGAAACCUACAAAGAUAGCAAAAUCUGAUCACAUUAUCCUGAGUGAUGUACUUUGUGCUAAAGUAACUGGUCAUUCUGAGGUGACACUUCAUGUGAUACAAGGCACAAGCAAAGACAAGAAACUCACACUGAAACAAGUAAAGCUGUCCCUAAACGAUAAUGCACAGUUGGAAAUUCUGGAGAAGAAAAUAAAUGAUGCUAUCA
Owenia fusiformis is the source of this 712-nucleotide messenger RNA. The record is from the annotation of a GenBank genome assembly. NCBI's taxonomy places the organism in Eukaryota, Metazoa, Annelida, Polychaeta, Sabellida, Oweniidae.